CGAGCUGAAGUUGUCAAGAAAAAUGUGAAGACCUUGUAAUAAAACUAAAAGCUUUUAGUGUUCAUGGCAGGUCCAGGCUGGUUGGAGUCCUCCCUGAGGCGCUCAGGCAGACUGGGCCUGGAGGUGCUGGAGCGAGCCUCAAGAAGAAGUGUGGACUGGACCAGCAUUAGUGCAUCCCAGACCCCCAGUACUACAGAUGAAGAGGCUCAUGUAACAGUUAAGAGAACUCACUCAGAGCUCGAUGACGCCUUUGUAUCUAUUGCAGCGCUUAUGACACAGACGACCUGUCACUGCAAGAGGUAUUAUGAGUCUGGCCACUGCUCUGAGCUCAGUCACAGUGAAAAGACCCACAUGUCCAGGUUCCACUCAAGGCCAGGAACUAGGACAUCAACCAAAAAACAAGGUCAGGUCGGCACAUCGGAGGAAGAUUUUUACAUUGAGGUCUCUCCUGGAACGUAUGCCAUCACCGCCGGUUUGCCAGAGUGGCUGCAGCAGACCCAGCUGGUCAGUGUUAAAGCUGGGGAGAGCAUCAGCCUCGCUUUUAACCUUUGACCCCUCCUACGACUGAACCCGUCAGUCCUACGCGUCAAUAACAAAACUGACAAAUGCUGUUUUGCCCGUUUUAUACUGAUUUUUUGCACUGAGAAUUAACUUUUGUUCCAAGACAUUUUAGUUGUUUCAUAUUGAAAAGUCAUAAUAUUUAUGACACCUUUUGUGUUUUUUAUGUAGAUUACUUUAAAACCAAUUG
This is a messenger RNA of Nematolebias whitei (Rio pearlfish), 748 nucleotides long. RefSeq names its product A kinase (PRKA) interacting protein 1 (gene akip1). Gene Ontology annotation, biological process: regulation of non-canonical NF-kappaB signal transduction. The transcript is spliced from 5 exons. Gene Ontology annotation, cellular component: nucleoplasm. Bases 64 to 552 code for a protein of 162 amino acids. Lineage: Eukaryota; Metazoa; Chordata; Actinopteri; Cyprinodontiformes; Rivulidae. The record is from RefSeq and is a predicted model, not a curated record.